This is a messenger RNA of Colletotrichum gloeosporioides, 7707 nucleotides long. RefSeq names its product Ubiquitin carboxyl-terminal hydrolase 34. The record is from RefSeq and is a predicted model, not a curated record. Gene Ontology annotation, biological process: protein deubiquitination. Gene Ontology annotation, cellular component: cytosol; nucleus. Lineage: Eukaryota; Fungi; Ascomycota; Sordariomycetes; Glomerellales; Glomerellaceae. The coding region runs from base 1 to 7707 and encodes 2568 amino acids. The transcript has 13 exons. Gene Ontology annotation, molecular function: cysteine-type endopeptidase activity; cysteine-type deubiquitinase activity.
AUGGACCAGCCUACAGGAUCCUCGGAAGCACCAGAACGCGCGGUCUCCUCUGAGCCCAGCUCAACGAGACCCAACCCUUUCACAGAGGACGACGACGCCUCAAGGAAGCGACGCCGUACCUCCUUGUCUGGGGGCUCCCGAAGCCGAUCCGCCGAAAGCCCUAGAUCCGGCCUUAAUACCUCCAGCUCCCCAGCUGCAAACCUCCUCGCCGACGAUCACAAUACUCAAGACUCCGCCAUGAGGAUAGAUACCGGCCCCUCUACCCCGCAAACCCCAGAGAUGCAGUCGACUGCCCGGCAGCCCCCGACAGAACCUCCUUCGAGCCGUGUCACGAUAAACCUGCGCAAUCCCGCCCAGCCCGACCUCUCCUCCUCGUCUCCCGUCUCCCCGACCCCUCAGUCCUUGCCAACCCAGUCGGCCGAACCCCCGGAUGGCGUCAAGAAAAGCGUUGAAGACUUGGAGGAGGAGGAGGUGGACAUGGUUCAGGCUCCCAUAGAAAUCACGGAUACCCCGCCGUCAACCUCAUCGAGUAUGAGUCCCGAAGUUGAGGUGAUUGCCAUCCCGGACGAAGAACCGGAUGCCCCAUUCGACGAUGAGGUUAGCAUCAUCAGAGAGGAUGCUGGCUCUCUCGAUCCCCUCGACCCCACCACAGAUUUCCCAUACCACGAAGCCCUCGAAUCUUUGCAGGACACGGCGACGAGACUGGUUAACUACCUCUCUCCACCGAAUGCACCCCCAGACGAAGCCGUUCUUGAUUCUUUGCGAAUAUGGAUGAUUUCUUACAUACAAUAUGUCACCAACGUUGGCGUGAAUGCUGCGUAUGAAUCCCACCUGGCCUAUCACAGCUUUUGGCAUACAUUUCCAGAGAUUGCGUGGGUGCUUUCUACCAAGAAGCUUUCAGCUUCGCGGGACAGCGGACCUAUCAUCACGGACUUCUUCAGCGCGUUCUCCAAACUCGCGUCUUUUUUUAUCGAAUUCGAUUAUCUGACUGCUCAGGCUUUCCACACCAGCCCUGAUGCUGAUGGACGGCAGCCAGAGUAUCUGAUUGGCCGCUUUGUGCAGCCACUUUUGACGUAUGUGAGGAGGGAAGAGGUGCGGGCUCACAACGCGAUGCAAGCAGACGAGGAGAUGCAUUGGACGGCUGGAGGCAGCGUCACAGAGAUGCUGGAUCUGUUCCUGUCAGGGUCUGGCGAUCUCAAACUACUGAACACUCUCACUCAGAUGCAUCUAGCCAAUGCUUUGAGAUACCAGCACGUUAUGGACAUGCUAGUGCCGAUUGCCAACAUCACAGCACUCAUAGUGCGAAAGGCAGCACAGGUUAUCCGUCGCCCGCAGGUCACACCCCAGAAGUUGGAAAUGUCAAAAACCAGACUCGCCGACGGCCAUGUCCUGUACAACAUGGUUUCAGGAGCUCUCACCACUGUCAUCGAUAAGAACGUCACCCAACUCUCGAAUGAAAACGCGCAGACACUCAUUUCGGCUUUGCACGAGAUCCUCAAACUAUCGUUGGGUGGAGAUCACAACCUGGCAACAGAGCGUCUCAAACUGCACCGACAAAGCUAUCCCGAACUCCCUGCAAAGUUUACUGCCGAUGCAAUUGCGAUGGAAUGGAAGCUUGGCGUACUCGGGAAGCUCAUCACAUCCAGCCAGAUGCAAUUGCGUGUCAUGGCAGCCUCCACCAUGUGCCAAGAUCUCGUUUCUCUGUACAAGAAGAACAACGACAGUGAGGAUGACAGCAAAGACUACAAGGAGGAAUGCUCCAAGUUCCUCAAAUACAUCGCAGAGUAUCUUCUUCGUACCAAGUUGGUGGACUACAUAUUGGGACCAACAUGCCAUCCUGAGAUUACCGUGGAGAGCGGCAACAUUGUUGGCUUUUUGGUAGUUACGCACUUCUACCGGAAGGAGCAAACCGAUUUACUCUGGCAAACGAUUACAACGACGCAAGACCCACGAGUCUCGGAAGCUCUGAUCCGCAUGGCGACACCCCUCACGACCCUUUUUACCAAGGAGGAACUUCUCUAUCUAUGCGAAAAGGUGCACAGCAUGCCACUUGAGGCCUUCACGACAUCUGUGCGCGGUCUCUGCACUUCCAUGCUAAAAGAUCUUCACAUGAAAUUCAAUCUUGCAAAAGAAACGCCGAACAUCUUGCCGUUGAGCUUCUGCAUUCGACUUCUCCGCGAAGCGUCAGUCUACAGCCCAGAGUCACACAUCACGAACCCUGAAGUGCACCAAUUCGCCAUCGAUAAGUUCAAGGACUUGGUAAAAGACGGACUUGACCCCGAACUAAGGAAAGAGCUUUAUAAUGAUUGCAUCAGGGAUAUUGCCGUAAAAUCAUCCACAACGCUAGGUACCCUGUGGUGUCUGGGUAUGGCGCUGCGACCAGCUGUCGCACACGAGUUGCGUGUUCUCACUGCGGAACACAACUUGACGGCUCUUCUCGUUGAUGAGCUUGAGCACGCCAUCGAGCAGGCAAAACAGGCCGGAAUUCCGAUUGUGCUUUGCGAACAUUUUAACAGUCCCCGCAGGGAACUGAUCAGCUGGAUUCUCACCCACGAGCCCACCACGGUCACUUCCGACCUUGGCCCACGCCUAUGGGAUAUGUUGGUCGGUCAUGGCGCUGCAUGUCAAGAUGACAGGGGCGCGGGCUGGGCAAUCCUCAACAAUCUCCCCAAAGAGGGCAAAAGCAAUCCAUUUCGAUUAGUGUGCUUCACUGAGUACCUACCCAACCUCCCGCGGGACUGCUUAUGCGAAGGAGCGCUACAAUUCGUCAAGGAAGCCAUCGUCUCGCGAGUAAAUGAUAUCAAUGACAUCAUCCUUGACGAUGACGAAAGUCUUGGCCAGAGUGGAAUAGAGCAACUCUGGCGAAUGGUACUCGACGCAGAGAACUUGGCGCUUGUGGAUGCUGCCAUUCAGACACUUGUGGUCGAUGUCUACAUUGAAAGCGAGUCAAUCUUGGCAUACCCGCACCAUAGAGCACGCCAAGUUCAUCUGGGUUUGGUGAAUCGCUGCUUGAAGCAGAUGGAGGCCGCUGCGAAGCGACUCGAAUCUUUCAAUGAAGGAACCCGGAGCGGAGAUGACGAACCAAUGGUGAUUGUGGCGACAGAAGAGCAAACUAGAGAACAAGAGCGUGUCUUCAUACGCUCGCUUGCAGUUCUUCGACACUUUCUUAGGGCGCACCAGACGAAGGCUCAUUUUUCCGCACCUGAUCUGCGAGCGUUGACCCCUGGCUCCCCGAGUGUUGCGGAGGGAGAGUCAGCCGAGCUCAAGUUUCAAUCUUUUGAUGGAAACAAGCAGACCGACAUUAUGCCUCUUGAGGUCGGACGCCGGAACACGGCAGCUUCUUUGCUGGCAAGCAUCAGGCAGGCCACUGGGUUCGACAACUACCGGAUCUACUACCGUGGCCGUCCGUUUGCACCCAACGAAAACGAUGUUUGCCGGUCUUUGGAGGAGCUCAAGAUCCAUGAUGGCCUGCUUCUGGUCAAGAGAGAGGAGAACGGUACCACUGCCGCUGCUAGGGUCAAACCAGGGGCUUCUCUUCUUGAGAUCGAGAUACUGGGACAUUUUGAGCAACUGUGGAAUUAUUUGAGCAUGCAAGAAGCUCUUGCCAGAGAGAUCCACAACUUCCUGGUCAAACUACCCGCAGAUGCACAUAUGAUAGCCGCCUUUGAUUCUCCCGACACAUCAUACAAGCAGAUUUUCCCACUCGGACAACCCUUCAAAUCGCAAUAUGCGUUAUACGCGAUGCGAGAAUAUAUGGAUUCUGCUGUCCGUCGAUUGAAAGAAGCCGUUGCCACCUCUGCUCCGGAGCAAAAGAGUGCAAUCACUGAUGCGUACCUUGACGCUUUAGUAAGAGUGCGGAAGCUUGUUGUCGCAGCCAUUUCGGAUCCGGAUGUCAUUGACAGCUCAGGAUCGGAGGUGCUGAAGAAUCGUCUUGCGUUCACCUUGAUGAAUACCUAUUUGCUAACAUUAAGAGAGCCUGCGCCAUCAGGAUCAUCAUUCAAAUAUAAGUCAGUUGCCAUAGCACCUCCUGGGCGACUCGUCGAUAUUCUGAGAUCCGCAAUCAACGGACGGCACAACGAAACUUUUGUUUCUCUCACGGCGGCCACUUUUUCGGCCAUCAUCCGAAGUAUUGCUAUGGACUUUGCUUUCUGGACUGCUUUCGAGACUCUGCCGAAUCUUGAGGACCUGCUGGGAACCCUGCUUCUGGACGAACCAUGCGACACCAUUCGCGUUAACAUUGCUAAGAUCAUAGAGGAUAGGAUCAUCUCUCCCAGCGAGUCGACACCAAGCACGCGCUCCUUCUGCGAGCGUCUUUGGCCAAUGCUCAACAGACUCAUCGACAGAGCGGUCGAGAAGCCGAGACAAUGCUUGCAAGUCUUCAAGCUAUCUCAUAUUCUUCUCAUCAAGCUCUGUCGUGACAACCCCGGUGUCGUGAAUGUGCCUGAAUUGGCAAGACAAUGCGGCGAUCUUUUACUUUCACAUGAUUCAGCUGAGCAUAUCGAGCAAUUCGGUCCCGAGGACACCGUAGCACGGGGCCUGGCUAAUCUGCUUUGGUACUGCCUAACAAGCGAGAUGGACCUGAACGUGGAACAGGAACUUCCAGACAAACUUGGUAGGAAACUCUUCUGGAAACAUCUGUUUCCGCCCCCACAAAGGGAUGGCAGUCGCGGACGUUCUUGCAUCCUUUCAACUGCCACCAGAUUGGUCCUGGGAGACAUCGUCUUCUAUUUGGUUUCCAGAUCAGAGCAACGCCUGCACGAGAUGCUGAUCGAUUUGGAGAGCUUGGUUCCUUUUGACGAGUUCGAGAACGAUCCUUAUAUCUACGAGCUGCAACCACAAUUCGACCGCAUGUCUGCCAUCAGAGCUCCUUGUGGAUAUGCUGGACUUCGGAACCUGUCCAAUACAUGCUACCUCAACUCACUCUUCACUCAACUCUUCAUGAAUAUCGGCUUUCGUAAAUUCAUGGUUGAUGCCGUCACAGAUGAGCUACAACCGCAGAAUCUAGUGGCCGAAACCCAGAAGCUGUUCGCGUUUAUGCAAGAGAGCGCUCGAAAGUUCAUCGAUCCCAGCUUGCUUGUGGGAUGCAUCAAGACGUACGACGACACGCCCAUUGAUGUCCACAACCAGAUGGAUGUCGACGAGUUCUACAAUCUGCUUUUUGAUCGAUGGGAAGGACAGCUCAACACUGUUGAAGAGAAGCAGGCUUUGAGAUCCUUCUAUGGUGGUCAGCUGGUGCAGCAGGUUGCGUCCAAAGAAUGCGAUCACAUCUCGGAGCGUCUGGAACCGUUUUCGGCUAUUCAGUGCGAUAUCAAGGGUAAAUUGAAUCUGCAAGACAGUCUCCAAGCAUACGUCGACGGUGAAAUCAUGCAAGGAGACAACAAGUACAAGUGCUCGAGCUGCGACCGGCAUGUCGAUGCCGUCAAAAGGGCGUGCUUGAAGGAUAUCCCCGAUAAUUUGAUCUUUCAUCUCAAAAGAUUCGAUUUCAACCUGCGUACAUUGAUGCGCAGCAAGAUCAACGAUUACUUCUCGUUUCCCACCAAAAUCGACAUGCGGCCGUACACAAUUCAUCACCUCGGAUCUCCCUCUGACUCGGGCGAAGAGGACAUGUUUGAGCUGGUUGGCGUUCUGGUCCACGCAGGUACUGCGGAAUCGGGUCACUACUACUCAUACAUCAGAGAACGACCUACUGGCGCCUCGUCAGAAGCCUGGUUUGAGUUCAAUGAUGACGUUGUCUCGCCUUGGACUCCAGCCGAUUUGGAAAAGUCAACCUUCGGUGGCCCAGAGGUGCCUUUUGACAACGGAGUUUCCUAUGACAAGACGUACAGUGCUUACAUGCUGUUCUAUCAACGAUCGUCGGUCCUGAAAGCAGAACAGGAAAAGGCACAGAGCCUUUCCCUUCCUAUGCCACUGAAGGUCACUCUCCCCAAAGAUGUUGCCGAUCAUAUCGCGGGGGAGAACACCAUCUUGCUGCGAAGGCAUUGCCUUUAUGAUCCAAGCCACUCACAGUUGGUUCUCAAGACAUACGAUCAUGCGCGAAUGCGGGAUGGGGGCUUGUGCUCUCCCAUGCACCUCAUUGAGCAGCGAGCCAUGCACAUGCUGCUCGGUCAUCUCGACCAAGUUGCAUCGAGAACCAAGGAUCUUCCCUACUUCGAGGCAUUCCAACGACAGAUCGAACGCGCCUGCGUAAAUUGCGUCAAAUGUUCGUUGGAUUUCAUCGAGUAUUUCCAAGAAAGACCCGAGUCUUUCCGACAACUCCUUCAAAGAAACCCGGACCCCGGCGUCCGGUACGCGGUUGGCAGCAUGUUUAUCACGAGCCUUCGGACGAUAAAGGCCUCGCAACCCGAGGUUUACUACGUUUCCGAGGAAGAUAUGGUCGAGGAGCCUGUCAUGGCCCAAGUUAUGCAGCUGUUUGACACUCUCUGGAUCAACUUUCAAACGAAUAUUCGUUCCUGGUCUGAGGUUUUCCAAACAAUCCUCGCAUUCGCCAAACUUGGUCCGGCGGAGACGGCAUUACUCUUGUCGGAAGACUGGUUCAUGAAAAUUCUGCGCAUCAUCAUUGCGGACGCAAACUUGGAGAUGCCACAGCAAUACAUGCGAAUGCUGACGAACGUUAUGCGUCGCAUGAGCAACACCCGCGCGAUUCAGUAUGACAUGAUUAUCCAACUCGCCGAGCAUUUCAUUGGCUCUUUGGAAGGCAUUCUUGAUCCCAGCACUAUCGUGGACGGUCCUGAGGUACGGUGGGAGCUCUACAUGGAACACCAGAAAAAGAGUGGCUCACCGCAAAGGUUUCCUUGGACGUCGAGCGAAGUAACCCACCUUCUACAUGAGCUGGGCAAGGGCAGCGGAAGCAUCUUCGUCAAAAAGUUGAUUGAGCUAAACCAGGAACAUCUGUUCACGGCAGCCAUCAUCAGGCGGUUGAUGAAUUCUGGCCCCGAAAUGGAGUCGAAGGUCUUCUCUGCUAUCAGAACCAUGAUCAACGGACAACUGGUGCAAUAUCCGGUGACACCUUUCAUCCAAGCGGCCAUGGUAUUCUCUGAGCAAAGCAGAUCCGAUAACUACGUACUGUCGCUCUUCCGCCACGUUGCCGCCGAAUGCAGAAGCUUGCAAAACUCAGAAGGUGCCGCGUUCUUGGGUUUCUUCAAGAUGGCCUAUAGCAGCCUUCAAAACAGCAGCGACGAAAGCGACGAAUCCCGGCAUAUGGUUUACAUUGAUUUCAUCCCCAUGUGGGCGCCCAGCCUACUAGGCUUCUUCGAGCCUGAAGUGCGACGUGAGACAGAGUACUUCCUGUCGGCAUGGCUUUCGACUCACGCGCCGGAUGACAAGGAAGACAAGUUCUCGGCCCUUGUCAACAUGGCAGCUCGGAAACUUGCCAUGAACUGCCUGUAUCUCCUCAGAGAGAACUUCUUGAAGCGACGGGCGCCGAUAGUGAAGCAGCACACUGAGAGCUUGCAAGGCAUCAUCGUCGCCUGCGAGCCGUACUUCCAGGUCGAUAUGGCGACGGAUGCGGACCAGCGCAUCAUCACCCUGGCUGAGUUCCAAGAGGCUUUCCGCUCAAUUAUCGAGCCUCUUCGACGCAUGGCAGUGGAGGAAAUGGACGACGAGGGCUCCGACUGGGAAAACUCGAUAGCGUCCUCGGAACAGUUGGAAAGCCUGGCAGACGUGACCAUGCAAACGGCCGGAGACUUGCCAGACGCGGAUCUUCAGUAA